Gossypium arboreum is the source of this 1209-nucleotide messenger RNA. Its product is annotated as U1 small nuclear ribonucleoprotein A. The coding region runs from base 216 to 947 and encodes 243 amino acids. The record is from RefSeq and is a predicted model, not a curated record. Gene Ontology annotation, molecular function: U1 snRNA binding. Gene Ontology annotation, cellular component: U1 snRNP. Gene Ontology annotation, biological process: mRNA splicing, via spliceosome. NCBI's taxonomy places the organism in Eukaryota, Viridiplantae, Streptophyta, Magnoliopsida, Malvales, Malvaceae. The transcript is spliced from 5 exons.
AGAACUCAUGGACAACCUCGGCCCAAACGUGACCCAUCCCGAAUCAAUAUCUGCGCCGAAGUCUCGACCUUUUCGGCUUUCCCCAUCGACUGAUCUGCAAAUCCAAUUAGGGCAUUUACCCAUAAAACCUUGAAUCCUAAACCCCAUUUCACUCAUCUCCAUCACUGAUUCACUUCCUUUUGCUUUAGCUUUAGAGCCAGAGCCAGGGGAAAACAAUGGCUGAGAUUAGUCAGGCAGACGAAAUUCCUCCAAAUAUGACACUAUACAUCAACAAUCUCAACGAGAAGAUCAAAAUCGACCAGUUGAAGAAGUCAUUGCAUGCUGUGUUUUCACAAUUCGGGAAGAUACUAGAUGUGUUAGCAUUCAAGACUUUGAAACACAAAGGUCAAGCUUGGGUUAUUUUCGAGGAUGUUAGCUCCGCUACCAAUGCUCUUAGGCGAAUGCAAGGCUUUCCCUUCUACGACAAGGAAAUGAGAAUACAAUAUGCAAAGACUAAAUCAGAUAUAAUAGCAAAAGCAGAUGGCACUUUUGUACCCCGAGAGAAGCGGAAGAGGCAUGAAGAAAAGGGAGGGAAAAAACGGAAAGAGCAACUUGAUCCUAAUCAAGCGUCAGCAGGUUUGAAUCCAGCUUAUGCGGGUGCUUAUGGUGCAACACCUCCUCUAUCACAAUUACCCUACCUGGGUGCUAGACCAAUUGUUCCAGAAGCUCCUGCACCACCAAAUAACAUCCUGUUUGUUCAGAAUCUUCCUCAUGAUGCAACCACAAUGAUGCUGCAAAUGCUUUUCAAUCAAUACCCCGGUUUAAAGGAUGUCAGAACAGUGGAAACAAAACCAGGUAUAGCCUUUGUCGAGUAUGAAAAUGAGAUGCAAUCAACCGUCGCUAUGCAGGCACUGCAAGGUUUCAAGAUACAGCAAAACCAGAUGUUGAUUACUUACGCAAAGAAGUAGAUAAAAAAAGACCCAAAGGGUCCUUUUAUGUUGCUUCCAACUUGAGAAGGGCCGAGUGUAUGGGUGGCCAAUUAGAUGCCAAUUGCCAUUCAAAUCUAAUAGCUGUUUUUGUGAUAUAGUAUCUUUAACUAGAACUUGAGAAUUGUAAUUGUAGAUUGUUGAUCAGUUAAUGUUCUGCAACAAUUUCCCUUUUCUACUUGUCUUUUUUAUGCUUACCUCGUUUUGAGUUCAUAUUUUAAGCUUUUGAUUUGACUUUGGAUUA